This is a messenger RNA of Bombina bombina (fire-bellied toad), 921 nucleotides long. It is a transcript of the gene TMEM221, whose product is annotated as transmembrane protein 221. Lineage: Eukaryota; Metazoa; Chordata; Amphibia; Anura; Bombinatoridae. The transcript has 3 exons. Bases 1 to 921 code for a protein of 306 amino acids. The record is from RefSeq and is a predicted model, not a curated record.
AUGUCUUCCCAGUACAGCCAACAGUCCCUAACAGUGUUAAGUCUCUUUGGAAUCCUGGCUGGUAUUAUGGCAUCGCUUUCGGUCAUCCUGAUCUUCCAGGUUCAGGAUACUGUGAAGAAGGCACAAUAUCCUGCUGGUUUGGACCCAGAGGCGAGUGAGGUCUUGCUUCAAGCUUCAGCAGUCUUUGCAUCUCUGUGUCUUGCACUCAAUGCCAGUUGUCUUCUCCUAUGUCUGCUCCAGACCUACCACACGGCUGAGGCCUGCAGAGAUGAUCCUGAGUCUGGGAGGGGUGACUGGUUCCUGCUGGCUAACCGGAGCAUUCGUCAAUCAGCAAUAUAUAUGUUCUGCCUUGGAAUAUGUCUCUAUUUAGGAGCUCUGUCACUUUAUAUGCUAAUCCUGUUUGAGAUCGAAACAGGAAUAGCUAGCGCAUGUAUCCUUGCCUCAGGUGCCAUUUUUAUGGUAAUUACUGUCGCCCACACGACACACAGAGCAUCUCAGGCUGCCCAGCAGAGGCACAACCAACUGCCCAGCACCCUCUUUGAAAACGACUCUGCACCUGAAGGAGAGCUGAAUGACUCCACUCACUCGGAUUGCAACAAUGCUAAGGACAUCUCACCAGUACGUCCACGCCCAGAGAUCCACAGAGAGUUUUCUUACCCACCCUUCCUCCAGCAGCAACAGAAACUCCAGAGACCAUCUCCAGGAUUAUGUAAUAUGACUUGCUUGGGGAAUGAGAAUGAAAUCCCAGGCCACAGCACAGGAAUGGAACGUUAUAACAUCCCCAGAAUGCAACGGACGCUGUCUGCAGAAUCUGGGCUUAUACCGCCUCAACCCAAACAAUGGAAUGGGCUACAUCAGGAGAUGAGACCUGUUAUAACAAGAAAACCAGGUGUCGUGGGGAAAGAUUCAACCCUUGUAUAA